GAUGUCAUUCAAGAUUUAUAUGUCAAAGAAUUGAAAGGUUUCAAGGCAACUCCAUUAACUGCUGCCGAUGCUGAAGGUUCAGUUAAACCAUGGAGAGCUCCAGCUGCUCCAAAAGUUCCAGGUUUAGAAGCUGAUGCCACUACUCAAUUAUCAGACUAUGAAAGUGCUCCUGUUGAAGUUAACUCUGCUCCAGCCGGUGAAGCUGCUAGUGAAUCUGGUGCUGAUGAUUGGUUUGUUUUAGAAGAAGAAGUUGAAGAAACUCAUCAUUAG
Molecule: messenger RNA, 270 nt
Organism: Hansenula anomala
Lineage: Eukaryota; Fungi; Ascomycota; Saccharomycetes; Phaffomycetales; Wickerhamomycetaceae
Gene: ATP14
Product: F1F0 ATP synthase subunit h
Exons: 1
Biological process (GO): proton motive force-driven ATP synthesis
Source: RefSeq, a predicted model, not a curated record